CACAUUUGCCGCAGUAAAUCUAUAAUAAUCCGCGCCAUAACCGUUUUGUAUAUAACAUUAUACCUACGACAGUCAAAUAACCAUACUUUACCUUCCGUCUAUCGACCAUUCCCUCACUCCGUCUUCCUCCAUUCUCAAAAAUUAUAGACUUAAGAAUAUGCUGGACAUUGAAAAGUUAAAACAACGUCCACUGAGCGUGUUUCAUAUUCCUCAAGAACUACUCGACGCACUACAUCCCGUCGACUAUGAUGGAGAUCGUCAACAGCAACAAGAGUCUCAACAAGUCGACGUGACAGCUGCAGCUCUCGAGAAUCUAGAAAUUCAGCAACAUCAAACAGCAGCAACAACAACAGAGCCCGGUUCAUCCGACGUGUUGACGUGUAAUACGUGCGAUCUCGCCUUUUCCACGAACGAUCGUCAAGAUCAUCGUAAGCAUUUCUCAACUGACUGGCAUCGAUAUAAUAUUAAGCGUAAACUGGUGCUGAAACAACCCCCUGUAUCGUUGCCCGAGUUUGAAGCCAUGCUUGCUGACUUGGCUGAAAGUAUCUCGGGAUCCGAGUCCGAAGAAGAAGACGAAGAAGACGAUGACAACAGCUCCAGCGACAGCGAAACACAGAACGACAACACAAACGCAUUGCUCAAGAAACAAGUCCAACAGCAGCAAAAGGAAGAAGCACUCCAUGUUUCGCUUGAUGCUGUAGCACAAGACCUGUCUCCAUUCGAGAAGAAAUACCGUGCAUUGUCGUGGUUUCAAGCAUCGCCUGCAUUGCCUGGAUCAAUCCAUUUUGGCGUGUAUCGGAAACUGACCGAGACAUUGGAAGGCUUGUCGCGCUUGCAAGCGACGCGGUUUGAACAACGAAAGCGGCUGUGGACGAUCAUCAUGAUUGGUGGUGGUCAUUUCGCAGGUGCUGUGGUGGAUGUCAAUAAGAGUAUCCGGGGCCCUCACAAGCUGGAUCCACACGAGGUGAAAAUGGUUGCGCACAAGACGUUCCAUCGCUAUACCACGAGACGAAAGCAGGGUGGUGCACAAUCAGCCAACGAUAGUUCCAAAGGUGCAGCCAAUUCCGCAGGCGCACAAAUCCGUCGACACAACGAACAAAUGUUGCAGCAAGAGGUACGCGAGGUGCUUGACCAAUGGAAACAACAUAUCCAAGAAAGCGAACAUGUCUUUGUCCAUGCACCAAGCAACAAUCGCAAGCUGGUGUAUGGCUACGACGAUGCCGUUCUGACGCGCCAUACUUCGGAAACCAUCCCUUUUCCGACAAAACGACCAACAUUGAAUGAAGUACGCCGUGUAUUUAUUGAAAUGAGCACGCUCAAAGUCCUUGAAGCGGACAUUGAGGCAAUCCAGGCACAUCGAGCCAAAGUGAUUGACAAGGAGGAACGGGCACGUCAACAACUAGAAAAAUCUAAAAGUGGCGGUAAACAACAAGAUAUGAAAAAGAGCACCAGUGGUGCUAGCAACAGCAACUACAACAAAGCGCUUCCAGCUCAAGUCGAGAAAUUGGUGUCCCUGACCAAGCAGGGUAAAGAGCAAUUGGUGCUAGCGCAUGUUCGAAAGCACGAGGACAUUUUGCUGUCUUUAUCUCGUGGUCCUAUAUUAGCAUCAUUGUUCCCAUCCAGUAGUACUGCUACCACCCCCAAGGGCAGUAACAACAACAACAACAAUUAUGAUGAUGAUGACGCUGACGAAGAAUUAAAGCGAUAUCCGACGCUACUUCAUUUGGCAGCACAUGCCGGUUACCCCGCACUCGUGUCUGUUCUGGUGCGCGAGCUGGAUGCCGAUCCGACAAUUAAAAACGAUCUAGGCAAAACGGCGUACGAAGUAGCCAAGGACAAAGACACACGUAAUGCGUUACGACGGUGUAUGUGUGAUCUAAGCAGCCGCUGGGAUUGGCUCAACGAGGCACGCGUACCGAGUCCACUGACACGAGAAGCUGAACUAGAACAGGCGGAGAAGGAUCGAGUACGGAAGGAGCGUGAAGCAACAAGGCGGAGAAAGAUUGAAGAGGAACGACAAAAGAAGGAAGAGGCUCGCAUGCUAAAGAAGAAGCAAGAGCAAGAACUAGCUAAAGCAUCAUCAUCACCAUCAUCGCAAAAGAAGACAGGGCCGCAAAUGCUAGGUGGACCAGCAGCAGCGAUUGUAGCAGCAACAGGAAACGGUCCUUCUGGAAUGAAUUUGGCAAGCAUGACGCCCGAGGCACGGUCAAGGCUUGAAAGGGAGAUGCGGGCAAGAGCAGCGGAAGAACGGAUGCGGCGAUUACAAAACAAAUAAAAAAAAUGUGCAUUUUACCCUGGAUUAUUGAUCAGAAAGAGGAAAUAGCACAUGGGAUGUUUAGUAGUAGUAGUAGCAACGGGUACGUAGUAUCAUUGACGAGGGCAGGACAGGAGUGUAUGUAUAUGGUCGGCCACCCGACAGAACCAUCAUCACCGUCAUCAUCGGUCAAAGGAGGAAGGGAAAGAGGAAAAGGGCAAAGGAGUACCUAGCGAAGCACUUGGCGAAGCUACCUUGGAAGCAAAGGGAAGGGUGUUGUUGUCCUUGUUGUUGCUAAUGGAUAGAUGAUUGAGUGGAUGGUAAAUAAUGAUAGAACUCUAAAUUAAACAGGCACAGAGAUCUGAUGCCGCAGUAGGGCGAAAGACCGAUCUUCAGCGACACUUGCAUUU
Zychaea mexicana is the source of this 2664-nucleotide messenger RNA. RefSeq lists its product as uncharacterized. Bases 158 to 2275 code for a protein of 705 amino acids. The record is from RefSeq and is a predicted model, not a curated record. The transcript has 3 exons. Lineage: Eukaryota; Fungi; Mucoromycota; Mucoromycetes; Mucorales; Lichtheimiaceae.